AUGAAAAGAAAACCAAAUCAAGAUGGCAAAGCUGAUUGGCCAAAACCAGUUGAUAUGGACUGCAAAGUUAACUGUUUGAAGAACUUCAUACAGCACAUGUCCAUGGAUUCGCUAGCGGAGAGUAUCUGUGGCAUCUGUAAUGUUCGUCGCUUUAAGCGUGACCUUCGUCAUGUACCUUUAAGUAAAAUUCCAUCGAUUGAAUUACUCAAGAUACAUCCCGAUCUUCACAGUAUGAUUCCGAAAAUUCAGGAAAUUAACAGCUUCAAUUCAAACGGUAAGUUUCAUAAGAAUGACGAUAUCGGUUUCACUUCUAAUCAAGACGAGAGAAACGUAGCUUAAUCUUUUCGUGACGCCAACUUAGAGCAUUGAUAAGAUAUUUUUUUCAUUUCAGACAGCAAUGUUCAAUCGUCAACGAAUAAUCAAUCAUUCACUUGUAUAAAUGGUAUGUUUUUCUAUGAAGCAGGAUUAUAUAAAACUGUUGGUAGAAAGAAACGUUCUUUGAUUCAUUGUGACGUUUGCACAGAGUGCUGGUCGGCAUUGACGAAAGAAAAAAUACCCAAGUUUUCAAC
This is a messenger RNA of Adineta ricciae, 569 nucleotides long. Lineage: Eukaryota; Metazoa; Rotifera; Eurotatoria; Adinetida; Adinetidae. The record is from the annotation of a GenBank genome assembly.